UCUGUCUACACCUCAUGUCUAUGUAUUUCAUUUGAGUGGGAAGACAGUUGCGCAAAAGAAGGUCACUGUACCACGAUGAUCGGAAGAGUGGCUGCUUUGAUUCUUCUCAGUACAUUGUGUUUGCCUCUGAUUCAAACUACAAACCCUCCUCACCAGAUCGCUUUGACUGUGGCUGAACUUGGUGAUAAUUCGACUCUGACAUGUCCAGUUCCUGAUGAUGACGCCGGGUUUUUUUACUGGUAUAAGCUGAAGUUUGGAUAUAUGGUCCAAACUGUUGCAGGAGGAGCUCUUUCCAAAAUAUCACUUAAAGGACAAUUUAACAACGCGAGAUUCACACUGACAAAGAUGAACGAUGUGUAUGUUCUUAACAUCCAAAAUGUUAGCAAAGGAGACGAAGCGACAUACUUCUGUCAAGGAGGAACAGCAUAUGUACUGGAAUUUAUGAACGGCACUGUUUUGGCUGUGAAUGAUCAUAAAAAUCAGCAGAAGUCUGUCUACGUGAAGCAAAGUCCGGAGACCGAGUCGGUCCAGCCGGGCGGCUCAAUGACUCUCCAGUGUUCAGUUCUCUCCAGGGACAAAGAAAACAGAGUCCAGUGUCCAGGUGAACACAGCGUGUACUGGUUCAGAUCUGCAUCAGGAGAAUCUCAGCCAAGCAUCAUUUACACUCACAGCAGCGAUGAAGAGGAGGAGAGGAGCUGCGUCUACAGUCUGUCCCAAACUGUACGAGACUCCUCUGAUACUGGGACUUACUACUGUGCUGUGGUCACAUGUGGACGGAUCUUGUUUGGUGAAGGAACUAAAGUGGACACAAGACAAGAAUGGGAUCCAGCUAUUAUUAUCUUUGGGAUACUGUUGAGCCUCUGCAUGAUUGUGAUUGCAAUCCUUAUUUUCUCAAGAGAAUGAAGGAUGGUGAACCCAGGGGCAUUGAACUACUCUACACUGGAUUUUUCUACAAUGGAAAGAAAGAAGAGGGAGAAAAAAGAGACAAUAGCAGCAAUGACUGGACGUUUGUUUGGAUAAAAUCCACUGAUUGUCAAGAAAGGGAGUUAUCUGUGUAAGAAAGACAUCUCAACAUGUGCUGCAUGGAUAAUGUGUGUGUUGAUGUUGUUAACUUUACAAGAGAUCAGUUGUGCAUUAUUUACACUUACAGAAAGGGUGGCAUUACGUGUUACUGAUGAUGCUUUAUUGAAAUAAUAUUUCUGUUGAUGCUCGGUUGACUGAAUUUUGAAUUAUUCCUCAAAGUUUCAAUUUAAAAAAGUGCCAGAAAUCUUUGCUGUUGAAGUUUUGCACUAAUGUGAAAGACGGCUUUGUGCUUGCAUCGUACAAUCUGAGCAAGUGUGGCUCAUCCUUCUGUCUCUGUGCUCACCUGUUUCUGCUAUUAUCAUUUGUCCGUGCGUUCUGAUUUGACAAAACUACACGUUGCUACAUAUCAUUUUCUCCUCUUUACAUUACUGCCACUUUGAACACUCUGUUUCUACCCUUUGGACAAGGCAAGUAAAAUACUGUUAUUAUUAAUUUCACAAUGGAAGCUUGCAGGAAUACUGUAGAGAAGAGUGCAGGAGAAGCUUUGACACACACUUAUUUUUACCAUGUGAAUACAGACAAUAAUGGACAGGAGCAUUCACGUUUGGGCUUCGUGCCGUUUUCUUUUUAGGGCUUGUUGGUGAGAAAGUGGGAGUGUUACUCAGUCAGUGGUCCCACCCAGAUAUUUCCCCACAUCUGAGAGUUUAGACACACUACUUCCUUUAUCUGGUAAAUCAGAAGCAAACUUUUUGUACAAGUCUAUCUCAUCAUUCACUGAUCUGUUUGUACCAUUUUAAACAUAAUGACAAAACCCAAACUGUCACUUUACAACAUUUGAGACAUCAUGUCACAAACACCCACAAAUAUUAUUAUUUUGGAGAAAAACCUCUAAUAUCUCGUUGGAGUGUGCAUAUGUUCAUGGAUCAGUAGUGCAAAGUGCAGACAAAACAAUGCAUGUGCUAAUGCUGAAGAUAUUUAAUUUGGUUAGGUUUGCCUGAUUAUCUGCAGAAAGGCUUGGUGUCUUAGCUUUGCAUAACAGACGGGACACAGCCAGCUGGCCUUUAUGCAACGUUAAAGAAUCUGCCCACCAGCCACGUUUAAACCUCACCAACGAACACUUUGUCUAAUUUGUUUUAUCAAUACAGACAGAAACAUAAAAAAUGACAGGUUGUGGUUUCAGAAGUUAUGUGCUGUAACAUGACAAACAAGAAUUUAUCCAGCCAUCUGCCUUGCAUGUGCUCUGUCUUCACUGAUUGACUGACAACCUCACAAUGACAUCAAGAGUCUGAGACAUCACAACAUCUUUGUUCUUUAUCAGAAAAACAGUAAGGGCACGA
This is a messenger RNA of Chelmon rostratus (copperband butterflyfish), 2360 nucleotides long. RefSeq lists its product as uncharacterized. Gene Ontology annotation, biological process: response to bacterium. NCBI's taxonomy places the organism in Eukaryota, Metazoa, Chordata, Actinopteri, Chaetodontiformes, Chaetodontidae. The transcript is spliced from 5 exons. The coding region runs from base 76 to 903 and encodes 275 amino acids. The record is from RefSeq and is a predicted model, not a curated record.